UCAUCCUUCUCAGAAUUUCCGCCCACAUUUUACAGGAAUACUUCAUUCAGUCAUCCAUUCCAGCCUGAAGAGGAGUCAAGUGCAAUCGGAUCAACUCGUGAACUAGCUGACCACAACCAAAUACAAUGAGGACUGGAGUAGGUAUGUGGGGGUUAGGUCUGCUGGCUCUGCUAAGUCUUGUUCUUGGCCAGGACACAGUGGACCUCCAAUCCGGCGUUCACAUCUUUUGCGACGACCCUUCUGUUGAGAAGGCCGUGAGCAGCGCUCUGCAAGAGUUCAAUGAAAGGUUGAACACUGGAUACAAGUUGGCCCUCUAUCAGAUACUAACGGCCAGCAAGUCGGAGAAUGGUUCAGACAACGUCUACGCGCUGCAGUUCACUAGCAGGAGGAGUGACUGCGUGGCAGGAAGUCCCAAACCUUGGACAGACUGCAACUAUUUGCCACAUGAACGCAACAAUCUCCUCUCAUGCAACGCUACAGUCCACAUGACAGAGGCCGACACAGAUACUGAGCGUGUGCACUGCCGGUUAGAUGACUACAUCCUCCCAGAGAGAGCUCCCUGUCUGGGAUGCGCGAUGCCAAUCGAUGAGAACGCAGAGGACCUGAAGGUUCCUCUAUCCGUCUCCAUCGUUAAGUACAACGCCAUCUCCAACUCUACACACCUGUUCAAUCUCAACAACGUGGAAAGCGCCACCAGACAGGUGGUGGCGGGUUUCAGAUUCAAACUGAGAUUCGAUAUGAGGAAGACCACCUGUGCCAAGGCGGAACACAGCGAGCUCAGUGACCUCUGUGUGCAUGACGAGGAGGAAAUUGAGUUCAUCAACUGUAAUUCCACAGUGGACGUAGCACCGUGGAGAUUCGAAGCCCCACAAGUCCACAUAAAAUGUGAGAAAGGUGGCCUGUUCAUUCAGGCUGGGUCGUUCAGCAGGCGCCUUCCCGCUGGCUGGACUCCGUUUAGGGAUGCCACGGUGGUCACACCUCCCCCCCCGGUGGCAUCGGGCAAGGAGGAAUCGUCUGAAGAGGACGCGACAGCUUCUCCCACUGCCGGAGCCGCCGAAGCUGAAAACGACAACCCCUUCCACUGUCCAUCCAAGCCCUGGAAAAAGUUCCACCCGGUCCAGCCUGUAGCUCCCACCAUGGCGGCCCCACCACCACCUCCCACAAACAGGCCUCUCCUCGAUGAAGACUUGUUGGCAUGAAAGCUUCUUCGGGCCUAUCAUAGGAAAUAAUCCCUUCCAUCACAUUCUACAGAAUAUUGUAAUAUUUGAUGAGUGUAAUGCAAAACUAUCAAUUACAAUAUGUCUUGUAAUGUCGCCAAUUGACUGGAAAUUAUACAAAAUCAAGAGAGGGGUUGACUUCUAUUAGGAGUGAAACUAAUAUUUGAACUAAUUCAAACGAGAAAUGUAUUUUUUUGCUCUGUAGAAUAUAUGGAAUGCUGUAUUUCUCAGUAGAAGUUAUUGUUUGACUGCAUAGUCCACCCCAACAGGUACAUUAUUAUUUUUGUGUGUGUGUUUCUCAUGGAAUUAAAAAUGUAUCUCAGCC
Nerophis lumbriciformis (worm pipefish) is the source of this 1542-nucleotide messenger RNA. It is a transcript of the gene kng1, whose product is annotated as kininogen 1. Gene Ontology annotation, biological process: negative regulation of endopeptidase activity; negative regulation of blood coagulation; positive regulation of cytosolic calcium ion concentration. NCBI's taxonomy places the organism in Eukaryota, Metazoa, Chordata, Actinopteri, Syngnathiformes, Syngnathidae. Gene Ontology annotation, cellular component: blood microparticle; extracellular region. Gene Ontology annotation, molecular function: cysteine-type endopeptidase inhibitor activity. The record is from RefSeq and is a predicted model, not a curated record.